Rhizopus microsporus ATCC 52813 is the source of this 2562-nucleotide messenger RNA. RefSeq lists its product as uncharacterized. The transcript has 13 exons. Lineage: Eukaryota; Fungi; Mucoromycota; Mucoromycetes; Mucorales; Rhizopodaceae. The coding region runs from base 1 to 2562 and encodes 853 amino acids. The record is from RefSeq and is a predicted model, not a curated record. Gene Ontology annotation, cellular component: nucleus; nuclear cap binding complex. Gene Ontology annotation, molecular function: protein binding; mRNA binding; RNA cap binding. Gene Ontology annotation, biological process: nuclear-transcribed mRNA catabolic process, nonsense-mediated decay; mRNA export from nucleus.
AUGAGUUACGAAAACAGAGGCUACAGAUCACGUCAAGAAGGUGGUCGUUAUAGACAGAGUGGAGGAGGAGGAGGAGGAGGAGGAGGAGGAGGUGCUUAUCGCCGUAGAGAUGAAAGAAAAAGUUAUAGCAACCGUCGACCUUAUGAUCGACCACCUGAGUCACGAAGAAGUGACGAUUUGGAAGAUAUUGAGAUCAAACUCAAGGGUUUGAUCAUAAAGAUUGGUGACAAGUUUACACCCGAAUUGCAAGUUAAUUUAACCAAAAUGAGGAAUAUUCUAGACAGUGAUUAUUCAAAGUAUCCAGAAACUGUUGAAAACACAUUGACAGCUUGUGUGUGCGAACUUCCUGCCAAAGCACCUGUUUAUGGUACUUUGAUUGGCUUAUUAAAUGUAUCCAGACACGACAUUGUCGCUAAAUUGAUGAUCAACUUUAAUAAGGCUUUGGCAGAGGCUGUCGAGAAAUUAGAUUGGUUCAGAUUGAAGCAACUCUUGAGAUUUUAUGGUGAACUUGUCAAUUCUAAUACAGUUUCGCCAACAACAUAUGCUAAUCUUCUUUUGGACUUGUUAUCUGCUUUGGAUCAGCCUAACCAGCUUCGCAGACGAUUGGACAGCGUUGUGUAUAUCAUACUUUCCACUCUUCCUUGGUGUGCUCGAGAACUCAGUGAACGUGGAGCUUCUGAAUUCGAGCAGAUUUUGAAAAAGAUUGAGAUUUAUAUGCAACGUAGAGGGGACACAAAGGUACCGGGAUUACUCAAACAAUAUGAUGAUAAACGUUUUGAUGCGCUCAAGGAGGAUCCUUUAGCACAUAUCUGGUCUCUUACUCAAGAACUUCAAACAAAAUCAUGGAGAGUCCCACUCAUCCCUAAACCUCAUCGUUGGUUUGACAGUGAAUUCAGUUCUGCCCUUCAGCAUGAUAUACCUAGACUUUAUCUGGCUCAUCACAAGGACUCUGUUCAAUAUAUUACACCUGCACCUAGUCUAAAGCUCUUUGCCGAUGAUGCAGGAAACACAUUACCUGUUCUUCCUGAUCACGAAGGCCUUGAAUACUUUAUCCUUCAAGAGCUUAUUUCAGACAUUUUACACUUGUAUGAAGUAAACCGUAAAGAUUGUGCGAAAUACUUGUUGAACCUUCCACAUAACUGCGAGCCUAGAUUCUUUAAGCCCGCAUCGUCGGGUGAUGACGAUUCAAUGGAUGAAGACGAUGAAGAAGAGUCCUCUGGCUGGGUUUUGUCUGAUCUUUUAGCCGAGAGCGUAUUUGCACAUCUCCUUCGGCUUCCAUCUUCUAAUCUCCGUGAAGUGUUCUACUCUUGUGUGGUUACUGAACUUUGCAGAGCUGACGUAUCGACAUUCCCCAUGUCUUUGGGUCGAGCUGUCAAGACUCUUUUUGACCGUUUGUCAUCUUUGGAUGCUGAAUGUAUUCACCGUUUCUACUGUUGGUUUUCUCAUCACUUGAGUAACUUUGGCUUUCAAUGGGACUGGAAAGCAUGGGAACAUGCACUCACAAUGGAGCCAUUAGCCCCUCAAGCAUGCUUUAUAAGAGAACUAUUGGAAAAAGAAAUUCGACUAAGCUACUAUGAACGUGUCAAAUCAAUGCUUCCAGAAAACUAUCAUGUCAUGAUUCCAGCCACUGCCCCUGUACCCAGCUUUAAAUAUGAAAGUGCAGAGGAUCCAUUGCAUGCUAAAUCCAAAGAAGUUAUUGAUAGUAUUCGUACCAAAAAGAGCGUUGAAGAGCUAAGAGAUCUUCUUUCUCGAUAUAAAGAAGAGUUUGCAUCAACAGAUGUCUCAUCAGAAGUAGAGCAACAAUCAAUUAUCCGAGAAUUGUUCACCCAAUGUCUCUUACUUGUUGGAUCCAAGAGUUUCUCUCAUGUAUUGAAUGUGGUCGAACGAUACUUGGAAGUACUUCGAUUUUUGAAUGCAACUCCUGAAGGACGUCUUCAUACUGUACAAAUUGUUUCUAGUUUUUGGAAAGAUAACACACAGUUCUUAGGUAUCCUUGUGGAUAAAUUGUUGAACUACCGAGUUAUUGAUCCUGCCUCUGUUAUCACUUGGAUAUUUGAAUCAGAUCAAUUUAAGCAAGUUGGAAGAGCUUAUGUUUGGGAAGUGUUGAAGAAUACAUUAAGUAAGGUCAAUUCCCGUGUUGCACAGGUGAAAUCUAAGCUAGAUAACCUCCAAUCAAUUCAUGAGGUCAAUAAAGCAAAGAGAUCUGAAUCAGAAACAACUGAAAUGACUGAAGCCGAAGAGCAGCAAGAGUUGGAUUCGAUUCGUAUUGUCGAAAACUCACUCGCGACAGUGACAAGAGAAAGAAAAGAAGUGUUUUUACUUGUCUGCCAAAAGUUUACACAGAUGCUCAAGGCAAUUGAACAGGACUCGAGCUCGAAUCAAUGGACGAUCUGGUGGGCUUUUGGAUGGUACAAGGAGAUUCUUCGUGUGAAUUAUAAAGAAUGUAAAGGAUUCAUUACAACCCUUGAGACAUUAGUGUUUACACCAGAUUUGGAUAAGCGUAUUCUGGAUGUAUUUAAUGAAGUUAAGCAGCUGGCAGAGCAAGAUGAUCUUUUGAUAUAA